GCCAUAUGGGCGUGGUCUGCUUGCUGGCGUUGCGCGAGACGGACAGCAAGCGUGGAUCGUCCCGGAGAAAGCUCUGCCGCCGGUGCUGCUCAGAGCGGAAGCCACCGUCGCGGGAGGCCGCCGGGCCAUGGCGAGCCAGCUGAGUCGGCGGCGGCGGCAGCAGCAGGAGGAGCAGUCGGCGGCGGUGGCGCGUGGUGGCCCCGGCGGCUGCGGGAGGAGGAGGAGCACGCCGUCAUCGUCGCGGCGCUCGCGCACGUCAUCGGCGCCGGGCGGCGGCAGCAGCAGCCGGCGGCGGCCGUGCUCGGGCACGACGGCCAGCGAGUGGCGCACCAGUCUGGCGCUGCUCCAUCGACGGCGCCGGCGCCGGCGUCGUCGGAGCUGCUGCCGCGGCCGCGGUACCGCGGCGUGCGGCAGCGGCCGUGGGGCAAGUGGGCGGCGGAGAUCCGCGACCCCGUGAAGGCGGCCCGCGUGUGGCUCGGCACCUUCGACACCGCCGAGGACGCCGCGCGCGCCUACGACGCCGCCGCGCUCCGCUUCAAGGGCGCCAAGGCCAAGCUCAACUUCCCGCCCGCCGCCUUCCACGGAGCUCAAGGCGGCCAGCAGCACGACGGCGUCGCCGUCGCUUCCCCUGCCCCGGGCUACCACCGCCAUGCCGCCGCCCACCUCCUCCAUCAUCGCCAGCAGUCGGCCGGGGCAGAAGCUUCGACGUCGUCGUCCACAAGUCGUCGUCCGGGACCGGGACCCCUCCACCAUCUGCACGGCGCUGCGCCGGCGGCAGCUGGUGGUGCUCGCGCCCACCACUAUCAGGAGGUGGAGUUCCUGGACCUCAGCCAGUACGCGCACAUACUGCAGAGCGGGGACCUGGACCUGCUGGCCGUCUCCGGCGGGCUAACGCCGGGGCAGUCGUCGUCGUCGGCAACGGCGGCGUCAUCGUCGGCGGCGCCACCGGAGGAACCGCCGCCACGGCGAGAACCACCUAGCUAAGCAAGCAAUCGGAUCGGAGCUAGAGUUCAAGUCCCUUGCAUCUAGCUAGAUACUAGUGUGUUGUGUGUGAUGGUCGUCUUGCCCAAGGGCACAUACUGCUGCAGAACUCUAGCUAGCCACCAUUAGAGAAGUACAUACAUGAGCAGGAAAAUCCUGGUGUAAAUUAACAUAUGUGCAGGAUGGUCAAUGAGAUGAGACGAUGAUACGACGCAGCUUACGCGUAAGCGUGAUCAUCAAGAACAGUGGGAAGUUAGUGUGGCCAGCACGUAAAUAAGUAAUCAAGCAAGGUGCUUUGGUCAAAUGGAGCACUGAUGGA
Molecule: messenger RNA, 1300 nt
Organism: Panicum virgatum (switchgrass)
Lineage: Eukaryota; Viridiplantae; Streptophyta; Magnoliopsida; Poales; Poaceae
Product: ethylene-responsive transcription factor 10-like
Exons: 2
Biological process (GO): ethylene-activated signaling pathway; regulation of DNA-templated transcription
Molecular function (GO): DNA binding; DNA-binding transcription factor activity
Source: RefSeq, a predicted model, not a curated record